GCGGCCCAUCAUGGGCUUCUGUCCCCGACAGUACCUUUAGGGCUCUUCGAUUCGAUUGCGUUGGGGGGAGAGAGAGGGCUGUGCUACCGCCGGGGCUGUGGCGUGGAUCCAUCGAUCAAUCAUUCGCUAGCAGCAGCAGUAGCGGUAGCAAGCCCACAUUCUUUCCAAAUUCGAUCUUUUUCUGGGCGGCGCCCGGAUUGUUUCGCGCAGGAGGGGAUUUCUAGGGCUCUAGCGCCAUGGAGUGUGAUGCCAAGCUCCUGGAUCGAGUCCCCACCGGAAAGCCCCCUUUCUCGCUGGGCGACAUCAAAAAGGCCGUGCCCAAGCACUGCUUCCAGCGAUCGCUGCUGCGAUCCUCGGCGUACCUCCUGGCGGACCUCCUGGGCGUCGCGAUCCUCUUCUACCUCACCAGGUUCGUGGAGAUCGUAGCGCCGCCGGGGAUCUUCCAGUGGAUGCUCUGGGGGGCUUACUGGAUCGCGCAGGGCUGCGUGGCUACCGGAUUGUGGGUCAUCGCCCACGAAUGCGGCCACCGCGCAUUCAGCGACUACGCGGCCGUGGACAACGCGGUGGGAUUCGUGAUCCACUCGUGCUUGCUCGUCCCAUUCUUCUCGUGGAAGUACAGCCACGCCCGCCACCACGCAAACAAUGGCAGCAUCCAUCGCGACGAGGUGUUCGUCCCCAAGGAGAAGGAUGGCCUCAGCGCAUUGACGCCAUUCCUCCAGCACACUCCCGGCCGGAUCUUCUCCAUCAUCUUCAUGCUCACGCUCGGCUGGCCGAGCUAUCUCCUCCUCAACGUCUCGGGCCGGAAGUACCCGCGCUUGGCCAGCCACUUCGAUCCAAACUCCCCGAUCUUCAACCGGCGGGAGAAGCUCCAGAUCGUGGCCAGCGAUCUGGGCUUGCUGGCGGUGUCCGCGGGGCUGAUCUACCUGGGCUGGAGCGCGGGAUUCGUGUGGCUGCUCAAGGUCUAUGGCGUCCCUCUCAUGAUCGUCAAUGCAUGGCUCGUGACGAUCACGUACCUCCAGCACACUCACGUCGCGCUCCCGCACUACGCGGACUCGGAGUGGGAUUGGAUUCGCGGCGCGCUCGUCACGGUGGACAGGGAUUAUGGGAUUCUCAACACGAUCUUCCACCACAUCACCGACACUCACGUCGUCCACCAUUUCUUCUCGAGCAUGCCGCACUAUCACGCCCAGGAGGCCACCGCGGCUGUGAGAUCGGUGCUUGGGCGCUACUACUUGUGCGAUAAAACUCCAGUCCUGGUUGCGAUCUGGAGGGAGUACAAGGAUUGCGUGUUCGUGGAGCCGGAUGCCGCUGGAGAGGGGAUCAUGUGGUACAAGAACAGCUUGAGCUCUUGAAGAAGAGCCCAUCAUCUAUGAUUAUCUACAGGCUUAAGUGAUCGAUUACUCAAGAAGGAUCGAUCAUUGAAAGAAAUCCUUAAAAGAAUCCAAUUGUCUUUUGGAUC
Selaginella moellendorffii is the source of this 1459-nucleotide messenger RNA. Its product is annotated as delta(12)-acyl-lipid-desaturase. Lineage: Eukaryota; Viridiplantae; Streptophyta; Lycopodiopsida; Selaginellales; Selaginellaceae. The transcript has a single exon. Gene Ontology annotation, molecular function: oxidoreductase activity, acting on paired donors, with oxidation of a pair of donors resulting in the reduction of molecular oxygen to two molecules of water. The record is from RefSeq and is a predicted model, not a curated record. Gene Ontology annotation, biological process: lipid metabolic process. Bases 237 to 1352 code for a protein of 371 amino acids.